GGUCUGAUCUUCAAGUAUGUAUCCCCAAGGGCUCCACGUGCUGCUCCAGAAAGAUGGAGGAGAAGUACCAGGCCACAGCCCGCCUGAACAUGGAGCAGCUCUUGCAGUCUGCCAGCAUGGAGCUCAAGUUCCUUGUCAUCCAGAACGCUGCUGUCUUCCAAGAAGCCUUUGAGAUUGUAGUACGACACGCAAGAAACUUCACCAACAGCAUGUUUAGGAGCCUCUACCAGAGCAUGGGGCCCAGAGCUCUGAAGUUUGUUGGAGAACUUUUUACUGAUGUCUCUCUGUACAUACUGGGCUCUGACAUCAGUGUCAAUGACAUGAUCAAUGAGUUUUUUGACAGUUUGUUUCCUUUGGUUUACUCUCACUUGCUGAAUCCCGGCUUCCCCGAGCCCUCCGUGGAGAUGGCUGAAUGCCUGCGCGCGGCCAGGAGAGACCUCAAAGUCUUUGGUAACUACCCAAAGAUGAUGAUGACGCAGGUGUCCAAGUCACUGCAGGCCACCCGAGUCUUUCUGCAGGCUCUCAACCUGGGGAUUGAGGUGAUCAACACCACUGACCACCUGAAGUUCAGCAAGGACUGUGGCCGAGCGCUGCUGAAGAUGUGGUACUGCUCACACUGCCAGGGGCUGCUCCUGGCCAAGCCCUGUGCCAGCUACUGUGCCGUGGUGAUGCAAGGAUGCUUGGCGGGUGUCAUAGAGAUUGAUAACCACUGGAGAGAGUACAUCAGGGCUCUCGAGGGGCUGACCAAAGGCAUGCAUGGCAUGUAUGAUAUGGAGCACGUCCUCCUGAACCUGUUCUCCUUGGUACGGGAUGCAAUCAUCUACGUGCAGAAGAACGAAGGGAAGCUCUCCACAACUCUCAGCCGGUUGUGUGGCCACGCUCAGCAGAGGCAGUAUCGAGCAGCUCAUUACCCCGGAGACCUGUUUGUUGACAACAAAGUCCUGAAGGUGACUCGCAUCGAGCGAGAAGAAACUCUGUCGAGCAGGAGGAGGGAGCUCAUCACGAAGCUGAAGUCCCACAGCAGUUUCUACAGCAGUUUACCAGAGUACAUCUGCAGCCACAGCUCUGCUGUUCAGAACGACACUCUUUGCUGGAAUGGACAAGAAGUCAUGGAGAGGUGA
Messenger RNA from Nestor notabilis (Kea), 1121 nucleotides. It is a transcript of the gene GPC3, whose product is annotated as glypican 3. The transcript is spliced from 4 exons. Lineage: Eukaryota; Metazoa; Chordata; Aves; Psittaciformes; Psittacidae. The annotation marks the transcript as partial. Gene Ontology annotation, cellular component: plasma membrane; extracellular region; cell surface. Gene Ontology annotation, biological process: positive regulation of canonical Wnt signaling pathway; cell migration; regulation of protein localization to membrane. The record is from RefSeq and is a predicted model, not a curated record.